CUACAAUUUGACAUUAUCUGAAUUAAAUUGACAUUGCAAGCCGUACACCCAACUUUUAAAUUAGUUAAUUAGCUCAGUAGUUUUACGAAAUGGAAGAAAUAGUCGCCAAAUUAUUAGUGCCUAAUAGCAAAACCGUUCAACAGGGAACAAAAGAACUCAAGGAAGCAUUCAAAAAGCCUGAAGCUGUCCCUGCACUGUGUGAUGUACUUGUAUCCUCAAAAAAUGUGGAAAUCAGACAAUCAGCAGCAGUUCUUCUUCGGAGGCGUUUGGGCAAAAAACACCAAUGGAAUAAAGUCAGUGUCGACAUAAGAAACAGAAUUAAACAGGGCAUGUUGCAAGCUUUAGUUAAUGAAAGAGAAAUUAGUGUUAAAAAUGCGAUUGCACAGUUUAUUGGAAUCAUAGGGAAACACGAGUUCCCCAAUAAUACAUGGCCAGAAAUUUUGCAGUUUAUUUACACAGUUUGUAAUAGUGACAAUGAAACAGAUAAGGAGUUAGGGAUGUAUACUUUAUCAAUAAUGACCGAAAUUUCAAAGGAUUCGUAUAUUGUUCAUGCAGAAUCUUUUGCGGAACUUUUUACAAAAAUUAUUUCAUCCCUGACAAAUUUGACUUCAAAUCUUUCUUAUUAUACUGUUCUAACGAUGACUCACUUGGUCCCUGUGAUCGGCGGACAUCAACAGAUGAUCAAUGUUUAUCACAGACUAUAUCCAAAAGUAAUAGAAAUUAUUAAUGCUUUCUCUUCAAAAGAUGAUAGAAAAGCUUGUGAAUUGUUUGAAAUAAUUGAAGAACUCAUAGAGUAUGCAGUGGCUGUAGUUGUUCCACAUAUAUCUCUAACUGUUGAAAUGUGCCUACAAAUUGGGGCUAACAAAGCUAUCCCAACAUCUGUUCAAAUUAAAGCUAUUGCUGUUUUGGGGUGGCUUAUAAGAUCAAAAGCCAAGCUCAUUCAAAAACACAAAAUGAUUGAGCCAAUAAUAGAUGUGAUGAUACAAGUGAUGGCACAAAAGCCAGAAGAUGAAUCUGAAGCAAACGAAGAUUAUUAUCAGGGCGAUCCUGAUGAAUACACUGCCACAACUAUUGCUUCACAAACGCUCGAUUUAAUUGCUUUACAUGUGCCCCCCGAUAAAGUUAUUCCAUUCAUUUUAACAAGAAUCGAACCUGCUAUUCAAGGCAACGAUAUUUAUGCUCAAAAAGCUGCCUAUUUGGCUUUGGCUGUGCUUGCAGAGGGUUGCUCGGAGUACAUCAGGAAGAAGUAUCUAGAACCCUUCCUGAAAUGCGUCUGUAAUGGUAUAACAAAUGAGAACGUUGUUGUACGAAAUGCUGCUUUAUUUGCUCUUGGACAAUUUGCUGAACAUUUACAGCCCGAGAUAAGUAAGUACGCUUCAGAGUUGCUUCCUGUGCUCUUCCAAUAUCUUUCGCAAAUCUACGCUCACAUGGAAAAUGAUAAAACGGAACCUCCGAGUUUAAACAGAAUGUUUUACGCGUUGGAAACAUUCUGCGAAAAUUUGGACGAUGGCUUGCUCCCAUAUUUACCUACAUUGAUGGAGAGGAUGCUGACCGCUCUAAAUCCGAAUCACUGGUCGAUGCAGCUCAAAAAGACCGCUUUCGAAACGGUAAGUGCGGCUGCCAGUGCCGCCAAAGAGGGCAUGUUACCCUAUUUUCCCAAAUUACUCGAAAUAAUCAACGUCUAUUUGAGCGUAGAUGCCGACAACGAUAAUUAUCAUCUGCGUAGCGAAGCUCUAGAAUGUUUAGCUACUUUGGCUCAAUCAAUUGGUAAUGAAAACUUUAAGCCGCUGGCUGCUGAAACUAUGAAAUUGGGCAUGCAAAUAUUGGAAAAAUCAGAUGACCCGGACACCCGAAGGUCUGUUUAUAUGCUUUUUGCUUCCCUCGCUAGCGUCAUGAAGGAAGAAUUGUCACCAAUUCUACCUCAGGUUGUUGAACAGAUGAUUAACACUAUCCAAAGCAGUGAAGGAAUUGAAACUCAUUAUGCUGAUGACGAAAAAGAUGGAGCAGAUAUUUACGACGAUCUCUCAGAUUCUGAAGAUGACCUGGAGGAGGACAUAGAGAUUGGUUCUGACACUGAUACUGACUCAACUCAAUGUAAAUACUCAGUAGAAAAUGCAUACAUUGACGAAAAGGAACAGGCUUGCAUAACCCUUCGAGAACUUUGCAGAAACGUUGGAACGCCUUUUCUACCGUAUUUAGAAAAAAGUUUCGAAGAAAUAUUCAAGCUAAUAAACUUCCCACAAAACGAAAUCCGUAAGUCGUCCAUCGAAGCCCUUCAACAGUUUUGCAUUGGCUUACACGAGACUAAUACUCAUGAAGGAAGACAGGCGUGCUUUAAAGCCUUACAAAUGCUCAUCCCCAAGUGUGCAGAGAUCAUUAGAACCGACGAAGAACGCAAUGUGGUUAUGUGCGCCCUUGACACCUAUGCAGAACUUUUGGACAAGAUCAAGGGCGACACCUUGGUCGGUGAUGGACACCGAGAGGCUAUAAUGAACUGUGUCAUUGAUGUGCUGACCCUAAAGACAGCAUGUCAAGACGGCGAUCUCGAAGGUGGAGGCGAAGACGAAGACGAAGGGGAAGCUGAACAGGAUGAGCUACUUUUAGAGUAUGCGGGGGAUGUGAUUCCGAAGUUUGGAAACGCUAUCCAACCUGAUGAUUUCCAGUGCUACUUUCCAAAUAUACUGCAACUAAUUGGAAGCAGAACGAAAAAACAAUAUAGCGAAAGCCAAAGGUCAUUUUCGUACGGAACACUCGCUGAAUGUAUGAAACCUUUAGGUAUUUACAUUGAGAAGUUUAUUUCCCAAUUGCUUCCACUUUGGUUUGCUGGAGCUAAGGACAAGAGCGAUGAAGUGAGGAACAAUUCGAUUUAUGGCUUAGGUGAAAUGGCCCUUCAUGGAAAAGACUGUGUUUUUCCUCAUUACACUCAGAUUCUUCAAGCACUUUCAAACGCAAUAUCUACAGAAUCUCACGCAGGAACAAUGGAUAAUAUAUGUGGGGCAAUUAGUAAACUUAUAAUUGCCAAUUUCAGAUUAGUGCCUUUAGAACAAGUAUUCCCUGUGUUAUUAGAACGUUUACCAUUGAAAGAAGAUUUUCAAGAAAAUGAGGCUGUUGUAAAGUGCUUUUAUACAUUGUACCAACAGGGAAGUCCCAUUCUUAAACAACACUUGUUGAGUGUUCUAAAAGUGGUCAUUCAUAUUUAUUGUAACCAAAGUUCGAUACCAAACGAAGAAACAGGAAAUUUAGUGAACGAAUUUCUAAAGGUGGUCCAUCGUGAUUUUAACGAUGAAUUUUCGAAGACUGUCGCGUCUUUAGGACCAGAAGUGACAGACAGGCUAAAGCAGCUAUUUUCUUAAAUGCCUUGAAAAAGAUUUUUUUAAUUUAUUGUUUAAUACAUACAAUUUCCUAUUAAUAUUAAUUAAUAUACUUACCGAUUAAAUAUUAUAAUCAAUUUACUUUGCGUACUUUGUAAGUUGAUCGUAACGUGACUGUUACUUGGAAAAUGAGAGCUUAUUUAAAUUAGGAACUGUAAAUAUUUAUUACGUUUUCCCUUUUUUAUAAUAUAUAAAAUUUUGUAUUUUAUUCAUACUUCCUUUUGCUGUGCACCGAGUUGUUUAAUUUUGGCAAAAUAAAUGUAUGUGACUAUCA
Agrilus planipennis (emerald ash borer) is the source of this 3645-nucleotide messenger RNA. RefSeq names its product importin-4. The record is from RefSeq and is a predicted model, not a curated record. The transcript has 15 exons. NCBI's taxonomy places the organism in Eukaryota, Metazoa, Arthropoda, Insecta, Coleoptera, Buprestidae. The coding region runs from base 90 to 3353 and encodes 1087 amino acids. Gene Ontology annotation, biological process: protein import into nucleus. Gene Ontology annotation, molecular function: nuclear import signal receptor activity; small GTPase binding. Gene Ontology annotation, cellular component: nucleus; cytoplasm.